Messenger RNA from Plasmopara halstedii, 186 nucleotides. RefSeq lists its product as uncharacterized. The transcript has 3 exons. Bases 1 to 186 code for a protein of 61 amino acids. Lineage: Eukaryota; Oomycota; Peronosporomycetes; Peronosporales; Peronosporaceae. The record is from RefSeq and is a predicted model, not a curated record.
AUGUGUGAGCUUACAAUAAAAGAAGUAAAACAAUUUCGCACGGUGGAUUUGCGUGAUUUUGCGUAUCCUGAUGGUCAAAACGCAAUGCCUCGAAUACGCUCAACGUAUCGAGACAUUCACAUUUCUUCUCUCGUAAGCUCGCGUGCAAUUGCGACGCUUAGUCCUCGUCAUCCGAGAUACCAAUGA